Molecule: messenger RNA, 1175 nt
Organism: Daphnia magna
Lineage: Eukaryota; Metazoa; Arthropoda; Branchiopoda; Diplostraca; Daphniidae
Product: brachyurin
Exons: 6
Coding region: 97-1008 (303 amino acids)
Biological process (GO): proteolysis
Molecular function (GO): serine-type endopeptidase activity
Source: RefSeq, a predicted model, not a curated record
UUAUUAUCUCUCCGGAAAAAGAUUUAUAAAUAUGUGUCCUUUGGCAGACUGUUUCUUUUUCAUUCUUUUGUGUGAACACUUAGCAGCAUAAAUAAGAUGACUAUGAAAUCGUGGACUUUGAUUUUGGCUAUGGCCGUUCUUUCUCAGGCGGCAGAAAUUGCGAGAAAUCUACGCCCCAGGUCGGAACUCUUUCCUCGUGCUCCAGUACCUCAAGGGCCGGGCCACAUCGUUGUCACGGAACCGGCUGCACCUGUCGACAUGCGUGGCUUCUGUGGUCAGCGUAAAGUCGAUUCCAGCCGGAUCGUUGGCGGAGUAGAAGCCGUUCCACAUGAAUUUCCCUGGCAGGUGGCUGUUACUAUCGACGGAGAAGGCUUUUGCGGAGGCACACUCAUUUCUCCCGAUUGGGUCAUGACCGCUGCUUAUUGCGUUGAUGGAGCACGCCAAUUGAGUCUCUUGUUGGGCGCUCACGAUAGGACUGUAGCGGAAGCAUCGCAAUUAACUAUCGAAACAACUGAAUACGGCACUCAUCCGAACUGGAAUACUGCCACCCUGGCCAAUAACAUCGCUCUGAUCCGCUUACCAACACCCGUCGCUUUCACUCCUGAAAUCGCACCCAUUUGCAUCGCACCGAGCACCGAACCCGAUCAUGCUGGGGAUGCUCUUCUGGUCAGCGGAUGGGGCCUCACAAUUGAUGACAUUUUUCAGCCUUUUUCUCCGAUACUCAUGAAAGUCACUGCUCCGGGAAUGCAGACGUCCACAUGCGCUGCUUCGUACAUCGGUAACAUCAUUACUGACAAAAUCCUGUGUAUUGACACGAGCGGCGGACACGGAUCGUGCAACGGCGAUUGGGGCGGACCGCUCAGCUUUGAUAGCAACGGUGUUUACAAUCAGGUUGGCGUUUUUAGCUUCAGUUCGGCUUCCGGUUGCACGGCAGGUUACCCAGCCGCAUUUACACGCGUCUCCAGUUACGCCCAAUGGAUCGCCCUAGUUACUGGUUUGGUUAUUUAAUUAAUUAUUUGUUCAUUUUUCAUGCAUUAUCUUUUUCGGCCAUCAUCAAAGACCUUUUUCAAAGACCCCAUUUUACCAUUUAUGAAACAUUUCGGCCAUCAGUUAAUUCCUUGUGUUUAAAAAAAAAUCUAAUAAAUUUGAUGCUGGUAUUUGUCCAGAACAAAUUA